This is a messenger RNA of Crotalus tigris (Tiger rattlesnake), 2556 nucleotides long. RefSeq names its product actin, clone 302-like. Gene Ontology annotation, cellular component: cytoplasm; synapse; membrane. Lineage: Eukaryota; Metazoa; Chordata; Lepidosauria; Squamata; Viperidae. The record is from RefSeq and is a predicted model, not a curated record. Gene Ontology annotation, biological process: axonogenesis; cell motility. The transcript has 4 exons. The coding region runs from base 334 to 1458 and encodes 374 amino acids. Gene Ontology annotation, molecular function: protein kinase binding; nucleosomal DNA binding.
GCAUCGCCUGGUUGAUUAAAUUUUGUACUCAAAAGGACCGAGAAACAAGUACCAGUGGAGAAUAGUCUUCAAAGUUGACUUCUCACAACAGAUGGUAGAUGUCACUCUUGGGCUUGACUCAUUCCAUCUUGCUUUGCUUUGUCGCCUCAAAAGUAUAUUUACACUAUAAUGGAGUUAAAAUAAGUCAAGUAUAGGAUCAAAGGGCAAAACGAGCAGGAAACUGAUAAAUACCAGUGGGGGAAAAUCAAAGGAAAGGAAAGGAUUUGAUCCUUGCUGAGACAAUUGUGGAAUUAAUUGCCAAGUUAACCACCCUGUCUUGGGGUUUCCCUACUGAUGGCCAACCAAGAGAUUACAGCCCUUGUGGUGGACAACAGCACUAGGAACUGCAGAGCAGGGUUUGCAGGAGAGGACCUGCCCCGAACAGUACUUCCUCCCGUCAUAGGGAGGCCCAAGCAGCAGAGUGCAGUGGAAGACGCCACCGGACAGGCCUAUUAUGUGGGAAGCGAUGCUCAGAGCAGGAGAGACACCCUGACCUUGAAGUACCCCAUUGAAAAUGGCUUUAUUACCAACUGGGAUGACAUGGAGAAAAUCUGGCACCACAUUUUCUACAACGAGUUGCGGGUGGCUCCAGAGGACCGUCCAGUCUUGCUGUCUGAUCGCCCCGUGAACAUUAGAAGCGACCGGGAGAAGAUGACCCAGAUUAUGUUUGAGAGCUUCAAUACGUCCGCCUUCUACCUGGCCAUCCAAGCCGUUCUCUCUCUCUUUGCUUCCGGCCGCACCACUGGAGUAGUUGUGGAUAUAAAGAACAACCGGAUGGAUCCCGUCCCCGUCUACGACGGCCAGGCGAUCCACCGAGCUUUCUUCCGUGCGGACCUCUCCGGCGAAGACCUGACCGACUUCCUCCUGCAGAUGCUGAAGGAAAGAGGCUACCACAUCCAACCAGAAGAGAGGGAGACGGUGGAGGACAUCAAGGAGAAGUUUUGCUACGUAGCCCUGGAUUUUGAGAAAGAAAUGGCCGCCGGUACGCCCGCCUCUUUGGAGAAGCAGUAUGAGCUACCCGACGGGCAAGUGAUCACCAUCGGCACCGAGCGUUUCAGGUGCCCCGAAGGCCUCUUCCGAGUCGAACACAUGGGUAAAAUAUAUGGUGGCGUCCAGGACAAUCUCUUUUGUGCCAUCAUGAAAUGUGACCGGGACCUCCGCGGCACAAUGUUUAAAAAUGUCGUGCUGGCAGGUGGCACCUCCAUGUUCCCUGGCUUUGCUGAAAGGUUGCAGCCGGAGGUGGUGGCACUGGCUGCCCAAAAUACAGAGGUCAAGAUCUUUGCCCCCUCAAAUCGCACCUGCUCAGCAUGGAUUGGGGGAUCCCUCUUAGCUUCUCUUUCUUACUUUCAGCAUAUGUGCAUCAGCAAACAGGAGUAUGAGGAAUUUGGCCCAGCUAUUGUACACCGGAAGUGCUUUUGAGGGUUUGGGGGUUUUUUUUUGCUGCUUCCGUUCACUAUCCACAUGUCGAAGUGGUAUUAGAAGCAGAAUAACAGAGUUGGAAGGGACCUUGGAGGUCAUCUAGUCCAACCCCCUGCGCAGGCAGGAAACCCUAUACCAGUGGUGGCAAACCUAUGGCAUACAUGCCACAGAGAAGGCUCUGAGUGCCGCCUCUGGCACCCGUGCCAUAGGUUCACCACCACUGCUCUAUACCAUUCCAUGCCUGGCCUUUUUUUAUAGAAUUGGCAACCUGAAAGGGAAUGGUUGUUUUAAGCCAGGCAUGUCAAACUGCCGGCCCACAGGCCGGAUGCAUCACAUCAAAACCACGCCUACCCCACUGCCAGCAAUGGGGGGGGGGAAGCCGCGAUACGUCACGUGAUGUCGCAGUUUUGACGUGCCUGUUCUAAGCGGUCCCAGUUUGUAAUUCAUUUGGCAUAUUGACUCUAUUAAUCCUAAGGCACAAAGGAUGGAAACUUUUUUUUAAAAAAAGAAUAAUCAUCCUACUUGUAAGAUCAGUAUCUGAAUCUGUAAUUGAUAUUGCUGGAAUAUCUACUUUUUCUCUCUUAUCUAUAUUCAGUUCUCUAAGGCACCUUAUUAGUUAGUACCCUAUUAUUAGGAAUCUAAUUAUAUGCUAUCAACAUUGCAUUGAAAAAACAUACCAAAAUGGAGAAAAUGGAGUGAUAGAUGGUAUAAAUAAAUAAAUAAAUUUAGCUGUUAAUAAAUGGAUUGAGUUUUAUGGAUAUAUCUUUUUGCUUCCUCGAACGCCUCUCAUUUAAUUACUACUUUGUAUAUUCUUUUCUGAUUUUAAUAGUCCUGUUAUAUUUAUAGUUCUUCUUCACCCUAUUUUCUGGUGGUUAUUUGUCACCAAUGCUAUUUUUUUUUUUUAAAGAAAAGAAAACUAAAGAAAGAUUUUUGACUGGAGAUGACAAAUUGGGCCUUUCUUGCCUCUACAAAUUUGGCAUGGUUGUGUGCCAGAUACGGGUUUUUGUACUGUGGAUUUUUAAUAUUUUUAAGCCUCCAGGAGCCACAGCGUGUGAGUUGGACAAUCCUAUAAAUUUUAACAAAUGAAUAAUUGCUUCA